AUGGUUUUACCCCACUUAUGUUGGCCUCCUUUUGCGGCGGUGGCAUGGAGACUGAUCUGGCUGAGGAAGAGGAAGCAGAUGACUCUUCUGCCAACAUUAUCUCAGACCUUAUCUGCCAGGGGGCUAACUUGAGUGCCCAAACAGACCGCACAGGGGAGACUGCGCUACAUUUGGCUGCUAGGUAUGCCCGGGCGGAUGCUGCCAAACGCUUGCUCGAUGCUGGUGCCGACACCAAUGCUCAAGAUAACACAGGACGUACCCCACUUCAUGCUGCUGUGACUGCUGAUGCCCAAGGAGUCUUUCAGAUCCUGAUCCGGAAUCGAUCUACAGAUUUAGAUGCUCGAAUGGGAGAUGGUUCAACUGCACUGAUCCUGGCAGCAAGGUUAGCUGUUGAAGGCAUGGUGGAAGAAUUGAUCGCCUGUCAUGCUGAUGUCAAUGCCGUGGAUGAAUUGGGAAAAUCAGCCCUGCAUUGGGCAGCAGCUGUCAAUAAUGUAGAGGCUACAAUUGCUCUACUGAAGAAUGGGGCCAACAAGGAUAUGCAGGACAGUAAGGAGGAAACCCCACUGUUUCUAGCAGCUCGGGAGGGCAGUUAUGAGGCAGCCAAGAUUCUACUGGAUCACUUUGCCAACCGUGAGAUCACUGACCAUAUGGAUCGACUGCCACGUGAUGUGGCUCAGGAGCGCUUGCACCACGAUAUUGUUCGACUUUUGGAUGACUACAACACUGUGCGCAGCCCACAGGGAGUCCUGCCUGCUGGUCACUCUCUCUCCCCUCUCAUGUGCCCUCCCAAUAGCUUCUUACCUAGCCUGAAGCCCACUCCACAGGGCAAGAAGAGCCGUCGGCCCAGCACAAAGAAUGUGACAGCAGGAAGCAGUGCCAGCCUGGCACGGGAGAGCAAAGAGGCCAAGGCGCGUGCCAAAAAGCUCAAUUUGGAGUGUCAAGGCUCUCUCCUGGAGAGCUCUGUCACCCUGUCUCCAGUCGACUCAUUGGACUCUCCCUAUGUGCCUAACCCUGCCUCACCUGGGGUCUUUCACACUGCCAAUGCCUCGAUGUCAGUGCCCUCUACCCCUAUGGUCCAUGGCAUGAUGGACCCACCCUUUGCUGUCAGCCUGGCACGCCUUAGUGACCUAGGAGAUGGCACUCUGCUUUCCAUGAACCGCCUCUCUGUGCCACCUGGCCGCAUGGGGCUGAGUCUGGGCAUGGUGAGCCCUGUGGCCAUGCCUUUUGAGUGGCGUGCCCGUGUUCCCACUUCUCAGUGCCAACCCAUCAUAGGGGUAGUCCACCCUGCUGCUUCCCAUCCCAAUCUGCACCAGUCUGGCCAAGCUUUCCCACCAGGAUUGCUUCUGCCCAGCCACAUGGCUAUGGGGCACAGCUCUCAGGGCUUGCCCAACCCAGCUCCAGCCCAGGCCAAGGAAGCUCCCCAGCCAAUGCCUCCGCCACCAGCUGCUGUGCGCAGUAACCAACCUGUCUCACCCCAAGAGGGCCAGGGUCAGGUGGCACCACCACGCGGAGGGCCCCCACCAUACCUGAAGGCAGCAGGGGUAGAAGAUUAUCCAACCCCACCAUCGCAGCACAGUUAUACGCAGGGGCAGGACGCAACACCCAAGCACUUCCUUCACCCUCCCAGUGAGCACCCCUAUCUGACUCCUUCGCCAGAAUCCCCAGAGCAAUGGAGUAGUCCCUCGCCACAUUCCUUAUCUGACUGGUCUGAAUCCACACCCAGCCCAACUGUAUUAGGGCCAAGCCACACCCAGCUUCCUUCGGCAGAGCCCUCCGCUAAAAUGCAGGUGUUUGCAUGAGGCACUUGUUGUGAAACACAUCCCAGAGGCCUAGGUCCCUCUGUGGCCCCCAUUGGGGCCUGUGCCAGCCUUGGGGUUCUCAUUCCCCCAUAAUUGUGUUUUUAUAAGAAAAAACUAAAGUGUAAAAAGUUUUUUUUAAAAAAAAUGCCUGAUGGAGGAGAGGAAAGGAUGGCCUCAUCAUUCCCACACUGCCAUGGAGCUCAGGACAGCCCUUUCUUCCCCUCCCAUGUUGUCUCAUCAACUAGUUUUUGGGGAACCUUUUUUUUUUACAAGAGAUCUUUUUGUAUAAACCUUUCAUUUAACUCUUAAGCUUUUUUAUUUUUUUUUUACAAUGUAUUCAGUAUCAGAUCCUGUUGCGUGCCACUCUUCUUCCUCCGGGUCUAGGGCUGUAAGGAAGGGAGAGAAUUGUAUCCCUUGUGUUCUUCCUUGGAAUGGUUUUGUCUUUCGGGCUGAGCAGCCACCUCCCCUCCCAGCAUGUUGGGACGGGACUCUGCUCAAGGUAUUUGUGUACUGGGUACGCAGCAUUAGCUCACUGGCACUGCCGUCCAGAGGAUCGAGUCACAAUCUUGCCUCUGUCACACAGGGAUCUAAGCCCCACAGCUCCAUCCUCAAACUUGGCACUUCGUCACAUUCCAGGUUAAUUUAUUCAUCUUAAAUCCUGCUGCACUCCCCAUCUUCCAGUCCCCACUCCACCUCCUGAGUUCUUUCUCCUAAUGCUAGCAAUAGUCCUGGCGACUUUCUAGUCUCCAGAGUAUUUUGAGCCACUCUGUAUUUUUAUACCUGACCCUCUUUUGUCACCCCUGGAUCUUAUCUAAGGCUGCCUUUGACCAAUCAAUGUCACAUGUUUUGCCCCUGUGGUACUAUAGGAUCUUGAGGCAAUCACAGAUACAAGGGCUUCACUUUGGCAUAAAAGGUACUAAGUUAGUAUAAAAUACUUUUGUUUCUCGUGAAGACUUUUGGCCCAGCAGUCUGCUAUCUAUUUUGCUUUGUAUACCCUACCUCCUUGUACCCUGUACAUUCCAGUUAUUCCUGGCUGUAAAUAUUGCUGGUGGGAGUAGUGGCAGGCAGGAUCUUGUUCCCCUGGGCAACCACUGCUUUCUGCUUCCUUCUCCCUUUCCAUGCUAUGUAGCAUAGUGGGGUAACGGCUCUGCCACUUGCCCCCCCCCCCCACCUUGCCACCAUAGGACCAUUUCUAGCUCAUUUUGAAACUUUUUUUAAAAAAAAAAAUCCAGUGUAAAACAAGUAGCUUUAAAGCAGCUGGGUGCUUUCUGUACAGAACGGCUUAAGCCGUGGCAUAAUAAACAUAGCUAAUAAGGAAACUGCCUUCCCUUCCUCUGUGUCUUUUAUUUUUCAUUGUUUAUUUAGACUGUGUAACAAUACAUUAAAGAAUGUACAAAUGUUCCACUAA
Thamnophis sirtalis is the source of this 3207-nucleotide messenger RNA. The record is from RefSeq and is a predicted model, not a curated record. Lineage: Eukaryota; Metazoa; Chordata; Lepidosauria; Squamata; Natricidae.